AUGUGUUACCAUCUAGUAUACUAUGACGAGGAAAGGGAGGCCGCGAGCCCGCCUCCCGAGGCGACUCUCGGCCUCAAACCCUCCGCCCUGCGCGAAACAGUGGAUACCAAGCUUAACAACUUAUCGACGAGCGUUACCACCUCUCGCGGCGCAUCUGCUCGCUACAGCGACUACGCAACUCCGUCGCGCCGAUCCACCGCCUCCCGAUGGAGCUGCUCGUCGAGGUACUUAUUCCUGUUGCAAUCGGCGGAUGGGUCGGAGCAGGAACACGUCCUUUCCGUGAGCCACGUCUGCGCGCAGUGGCGCGCCCUCGCAUUCAGCGUGCCGCGCCUCUGGACACACAUCCCCCUCUGGCAGUGCGACCUCGCCAGACUGUUCCUCACAUGCUCGAAGGACCUGCUUGUCACGUCUGAGUCGGGUAUCGAAGGGUCUAAAACACUGUUGCAAGCCCUGCUACCUCUUGAGCGGUUGCGAAGCUUGCGUGUCGCUUUGUCAAACCCUUUUGACACGGAAGUCCUCCUCGAGUUCUUGACACAGCCUGCUCCGCAUCUCGAGAAUCUUGAAUUGCUGACCAAGGACGCCGAGGGCGCACUAUCCCCGUUGGACCACGGCGUGACCAGGACACCUACCCCUUUCCUUGCCAACACUGUGCCCAAGCUCCGGUCCGUCGUCAUGGAGAACAUUAGUUUUCGCUUUACAUCCGGGAUUUUUACAAACCUCACGCAGUUGAAGGUGUUCGACGUUGACGCCCACGUUCCGCCGGUAGAUCUGUUUCUGAACGUCCUUGACCUGUGUCCGCAUCUGGAGAUCCUAAAGUAUUGCAGCAAGCGGUGGUCCUCAGCUCGAACGGCUGCAUGGGCACGCUCCCGACCCGUGGUACUUUCGCGGCUGUUGGAACUCGCCCUGGAAUACCAACCGUCCGCAUGGGUAGCGUUUGUGUUGGGCAGCGUGGACCUCACGGCGACGCACGCACGAGUGCAGCUCACGCAACACAAUGAAGCAAACUUCUCGUUCCUACCUGCGGACAUGGCUCGCGUUCCAUCGCUGGCGGCGCUCAUACACGUGCUGGAGGCCGACCGCGAGCCGAUGGCCAGCAUUGUACUUCGCAACAUCAGAUGGAUAUCCAAUAGCAUCGCGUGCCGGGCUGCAUUCACGAAGCUCGAUGUCUCGGCGCUCGAAGACCUGAUCAUCGAGGAGACCUCGAACAAAAGCUAUCAUAUAUUGCAGCGGGACAAUUGGUCGUUCUGCCUUGGACAGUCGAACAACCUCCGCUAUCUGCACCUGGUGGACUUGUCCUCACGGGAAGCCCAAAAGAUACUGUCCGUGCUGUUUACGUCGGCGUCCGGUCAGGAGGGGGGCGAUGUGAUUUUCCCGCAAUUGGCGACGCUGCAGCUCACUGGUUUGAGCUAUGAUGUGCAGACGGAACAGGCCCUUGUAGCUUGCUUGCAGCGCGCCUCCGAUGCAAGGGUACCCUUAAUUCUGGUGAAACUAUCGGGCAUGGAACUUUGGCUGAGUCCCUCUCUUGACCAACUGAACGGUAUAUACGCAAAACCGACUGUUGGUCUAGAUCUCUGA
Messenger RNA from Rhodofomes roseus, 1575 nucleotides. RefSeq lists its product as uncharacterized. Bases 1 to 1575 code for a protein of 524 amino acids. The record is from RefSeq and is a predicted model, not a curated record. The transcript is spliced from 2 exons. NCBI's taxonomy places the organism in Eukaryota, Fungi, Basidiomycota, Agaricomycetes, Polyporales, Fomitopsidaceae.